UUAACGGAGGGCGGGAAGUCGCUGGAGGAUCUUUGAACGAGUUUGUGCCGCCCUCAGCUGCUCCCGCCUCGCCCCGCCACGGUAGACUUGGCCCACCGACUCAGGACAAGUGCAUCAGGAGGCAGUUUUUCACCUUUGCAAGAAUGACGUCCAUCGCCUCAGCAACGACGCUCCAAGAUCUGGACACCAACCUACGGGCCAAGAUUGAUGUCUUGCAGGUGUGUGCAGACCUGCGUGGGGGCUGGGCUGAGGACACGGUUGGGGAGGUGGAGCAGCAGGCCCGGGAGCUGGAGGCACUGAAGAAGGACAUCGCCUUGUACCGCUCAACCAUUGCCUCUGCCCGCCAGGAGUUGUCAUCCAGCUGUGCCCUCCUGAAGCAGAUGCAGCAGCUGUCACUCCGGCUCCUGCACAUCAAGGAGUACAUGCCCCAGCGUGUGCCACGCCCGGCCCCACAGCAGCAGAAAACACGUUCAAAGAAGUCACCCAGUGAGGAAGAUGCAGCUCCCAUUUCUCAGCCUAAGCCCCAGCCUCCUGCCAAACCUGCAGUGCAGAAGAGCAAGCGACUUCCCACAGUUGAGUUUGUAACCAUGGAAGAGUUCAACUCUGUUCCUAAGUACAUCCGGGGACGCAUACAGUACGCUCAGGUGAACACUGCAGUGGAGGAAGUGAACAAGGCUUUGGAGGCCAAAUACACACUGCUAUCACGGCCACGUGCCAAGCUGUCUGAGAUGAGCAUGAAAAUUGUCUCAGAGUGUCGCCGCCAGGUGAAUGAAGAAACUAAAGGUCUGUUCUUUGUGGUGGACAAUGACAUCAAGCGGUGGAGCUCCCUCAAGAUGGACACGGCUGGCAAGUCUCUUCUUACCAUGCUGCGAACCCUAAAGAGGCUGAGGGAGGUGCGAGGGCCUGGUAGUCUGGUGCGCUACGCUGUACUUGUCUAAAUGAGAGGAAUGUGACUUUACAAUGAGAACCCACUCACAUUGACAUGAAUUAAUGAGGAUGUGGUGUGUUGUCUUCGCCUUACAAUACCUGUCCCUACUGCUCAACUUAAAACGAUGUGCUGUUUCUGUGCCUUACUGAAAUCCUAUGGUUGGAGCACAUGGUGAAUGAUCUGUUGUGCUUGGUCUAACAUCACUACUGUCCCAUGAAACUGCCCAUACAAAACUAUUUUACACAAAGUUUUAUACCACCAUAUUACUAGUGCUGGUUUCCUAGGAAAUUAUUUUAGAAAAGUCGGCAAAGUAACAGUGAAAGCUGACACAACAUUCCACAUAAAGGGGGUCUCCUUUAUUAAUAACCUCCCUACUCGAUAGCAACAUACUUUUGCAACAGGUAAGCUGAAGAUGUCACUGCAUCCACAUGACAUGCAGCUGCUUGCUUAACCACCCACAGCUGACUGAGUAAGUGGGGCAAGCAAAUGAUACGAGUCAAUCAGUUAUCUGCAAGCUGUAGAAAAGCAGAGAUGCAUACUUUACUUGCUUCUCAUAAUCAAACUUAAAUUAAUAGGCUGCUUGGGUCUGAUUUCAACCCUAUUAUAUAGUAUUCAUGUGGGCUAUACUGUCAAGUUUCUCUUUUCUUUUUUUUAGAGGGGGCCUAAUGAGUAAAGGGGACUCCCUGUAUAAACAAAUCAUGGAGUCAAUUUCCUAUUAAUGUUGUGAAUGCAGAGAAUUUGCCGUUGCACCCCUCAGGGACCAAGAUAGAUAUUUAGUCCUUGAAACUCUUUUCCUUCAAUAAUAAUACACUCAUCCAAACUCCAUUGUUGGCUAACAUCACUUUGUUUCAGGCAUUGUAUGAUGUCUCAGAUAAAAUGAUCAGGGUUGCCACCUCUUCCAUAUGAAUGCUACAUGUGCUUCCCCAUCCAGUACACACACAAUAUUAGGUUGUCAUAUAAUUCAUACUUCCUAAUCCCUCCUGCAAAUCUGAACUUUCUAAACAGUCUGCAAGACAAAACAUAUUUUGUAUUAAACAAGACAUUUUAUUUCAAUACAUUUGUCAUUUAA
This is a messenger RNA of Eriocheir sinensis (Chinese mitten crab), 1997 nucleotides long. RefSeq names its product spindle and kinetochore-associated protein 1-like. Gene Ontology annotation, biological process: regulation of microtubule polymerization or depolymerization; chromosome segregation; mitotic cell cycle. Gene Ontology annotation, molecular function: microtubule binding. The transcript is spliced from 7 exons. Bases 144 to 938 code for a protein of 264 amino acids. NCBI's taxonomy places the organism in Eukaryota, Metazoa, Arthropoda, Malacostraca, Decapoda, Varunidae. Gene Ontology annotation, cellular component: mitotic spindle; outer kinetochore; spindle microtubule. The record is from RefSeq and is a predicted model, not a curated record.